ACAGCAUCUUAGUCAAAUCAUACCUAAUCUGCGUUCCUAUCUAGAGGAAGAUACUCACUCAACGAAACCAGUAGAACAUCAAAAUAUAGCCAACAGGGGAACACUAUCAUCAAAAUCAUCGUCUCCAGUUUCAAGCAAAAGUAAAAGACAUUCUAUGAUUGAUAUGAAGCAUUCAACUUCCCCAACGCCUAUCAAUGAUGAAAAAGUUGAAGUGUCAUCUAUGAAAAGCUCAAAUAUGAUGCCAUCAACGACAUCCAACCUUAAACGACGCUCUGCUAACGUAAUACUUAAUAAUACCACUGCUCCUACUAUUGCUGUUGCCCCACGAUCAAAACUGCUACAACAAGCCAAAGAGAAGCAAGAAACGAGUAAAAAAACCAUCGCUGCGAAUUCUUCUAAAAUUACUCCAGCAACAACAAUAAGCACUUCGACCUCGCUGACACCCAAAAGCUCGUCCUCUGUCUUAUUAAAACAACCCAGAGUCAAUGCUGCUAUGAGAGCAAGAGCAGAGCAUGCCAGGCUGCAAAAAGAAGAGAUGGAGCGCAAGAAGAAUCAACCGCCCCCAGGUUCGUCAAUUAGUAUGAGAUUAAAACAAAGAGCAAACUCUGGGAUAGACUGGGAAUCUAUUAAAAAAGAAAGGCGAAAAACGGCAAAAUAAAUGAGGUAAUAACUUCAAAUUGAAAGUGAUUUACCUGGAAACGGAAUACAACAAAAAUUAAACCAUGAUCAAAGCGAUGAUUGGCGAAAAAACUAACUGAGCUUAUGCUAAAUAGACCUGGCACUAUUUGCAAUAGAGCCCUUCUUCC
Messenger RNA from Mycotypha africana, 806 nucleotides. RefSeq lists its product as uncharacterized. Lineage: Eukaryota; Fungi; Mucoromycota; Mucoromycetes; Mucorales; Mycotyphaceae. The record is from RefSeq and is a predicted model, not a curated record. Bases 155 to 658 code for a protein of 167 amino acids. The transcript is spliced from 2 exons.